GGCGGGCUCAGCAAUCGGCAGCGCCAGGCUCUGUUAGCCAAGUCUGAGCAUCGCGGAGGAUGCGGCGCUGCAAGCGGCUGCUGGGACACGCGCAAGGUGAACGCGGGGGCUGCCUGCGCGACGCCCAGGUGAGGAACUGGCAAAGGAAGGGGGCAAUGGUGGGGCCCAGGCAGGGAGCAUGGCCUGCAGCCCCGGUCUCAGCAGGGCGCAGAAGGGCCUGCACCAGAGCCCACCCCGACCCAGAACACUGCGGGAAGGCGCGGAGCCAGGGGCCAGGAGAAGGAGGACGAGAGGUAACCUGAGAUGGGCCAGCUCCCAGACGCUGCCCUGCACUGCCCUCUCCCUAGACCCUGAGACAAGGAGAUAGCCCUCCCCCCCUCCAAAAAACCCCCACAUUUCUCCAGCAGCUGGAACCUAGUGCUGGGCAGCCCCCUCUUUGUCCGCAGAUGCCCACAUCUCUUGGAGUUGGGGUGGUGAGCAGAUGGCAUAUGCUUAUUGAAGGCCCAGCUCAGCUGUCUCCUCCUCUGCAAAGCUUUUUGGACUCCUCCCUGUGCAAAAUGAUCUACAGCGCGUUUCACAAUGCCUAGUAGGACUGUGUGACCUUGGGCUUAUCCAGUGAGGACUGGAAGUUGAGGGUUCUAGACCCAGGCAUCAGAGUGGACCAUGGCCUCCAGCCCAUGGGGCCAUGUACAUGGCCUCCUGCUGCUAUUGCUGCUGCUGUCUCUGGGGGCUGGCCCUGCCCUGGGCGGGGGCCUUCCCAAGGCACAAGGGGACUGGGAACCACACCUGAUCCCAGGAGCCCACCCCAGGGGCCCUGUUGGCACAGAGCCCGAAGCCUUCCUCUGGCAGAAGUCCAGAGAUGAGAGCCCUUGGAACUCCAGUGUCCCCCAGGUCCCUGCGGAGGAGGUGCCUCAAAGGAUCGAAGAGUCUCCCCCUGGCCCAGCCCUGCAUGGACCUCAAGCAGCCCAGGGGGCUCAGAGAGAAGGACUCCCAGUAACUGAUGACUUCCAGGUGGCUCAAGGGCCAAAUUCUCAGGGCUGGACAGGACCUCCUGACUCACAGGAGCCUCUGGAGCAAGAUGCACCAGCACCCCAUCCAGUGGGGUCCCCCCAUCUCACUUUCAUCCCAACAACUCCCCGACUCCAGCUCAGGAUAGCCACAGUUCCUCCCUCCCCAAGGGAGCCUGGAGGCCAAGUGGGACAGCGACCAGUUAGAGAUGAGGGUCUGGUUGCUGAAGCCAAGCCCAGGGUCUCAGAGACAUCCCCCUCAGCCCACCAGGGUCCUCCCCACACUCUUGCACCCCACUCAGGCACUAUCAGGAGGCCAGUGCUGGAAGAACAGGAUGGGGGUGAGGAAGACUUCCAAGAGGCAGCUCAAGGUCCCAUCUUCACCCAGCAGGAUCCAGCAGCCUCUGUGAUUGGCUCAGUAUCCCCAGCUGAGGUGGCAUCCACUCAGGAGCCUGGGUUCCAGCCAGACCUGACACUGACCAGAAGCCUUCCUCCUGCCAACGAGCUGCCAGCUGAGCCCCCCAAGAAGGCUAAAGGUGGGGAGAUCUGGGCAGUCAGUUUUCCAAGUCCCUCACUGAAGCAGGCUGACUUCCCUGAUGUUCAGGGCUCCCCAGGACCCCAACCUUCAGGUCCUCCAGCUUCAGAGACUCCUCAUGAGCAGCCCAAGCCAGAGAUAGCAGCAAUGAAUGGAGCAGACCCCAUCUCUCCCCAGAGGGUGAGAGGAGCAAUGGGGGCCCCAGAAACUCCCAAGGCCCUCAUCCCCCCUGGCCCCUCGGACCCGGGCCCAGCUACAAACCAAACGGAAAGUCCUGUGAGGACCCUGCAGCCAGACGAAGCCGAGGAGUGGCCGGGGCGCCCCCAAAGCCAUCCCCCGGCACCCCCAGUCCCGGCCCCCUCGACGUCCCGCCGGGGCCUCAUUUCCAUGGCAUCUGCCCCAGCCUCUAGCCCUCCGGCCAACGCCACCGCACCCCCCCUGCGCUGGGGUCCCCUUCGGCGGGUGCUGAGCUUUUCCUGGGAGCUGCACGUCUAUGGGGUAGGGGUGCUCUUUCUGCUGCCGGCGUUGCUGGCAAUGGCCUCUCUGGCAGCCGCCUCUACGGGGCCCUGGCUGGCACUGGUGGCGGCCGUGCUGGUGCUCCUAGCAUCGGGGCUGCGAUCUGCCUACAUGCUUGCCGACCCCUACGGCUCGCAGGCGCGGCUGGGCUUACGCGCCGGCCUGGUGCUCUACAACCUACCCUUCCCCUUGCUGCUCACCGCGUUGGCGGCCCUGACCCUGCUAGGACUGGGUGCGGGGCUGCCCCCGCAGCUGCAGAACCCGCUUCUGCUCGGAGUCCUGGCGUUGACUCACGGCGUGGGGUUGCUCGCUACCGACCUGCUGUCGUCGACGCCGACGCUCAACCUCCUGGCUCAGGGCUUCUCCUGGUCCUUGCUCCGUGGCCGCUGCCGGUCGCUCAGCGACGUGCGCGUCCGCGGGCCGGUCCCACCACACGUCGUGGAUGAGCCGGAUCAGGUGGCUUCUGGCAGCUCCAUGGACAGCUUCUCCCGGGGCUCGCUCAAGAUCAGCUGGAACCCGUGGCGACACGGGCUGUCGUCGGUGGACAGUCUGCCCCUAGAUGAGCUGCCCAGUACGGUGCAACUACUGCCAGCCCCAGCCACUGCAGCUGCUCCCAGCCGGCCCAUAGAACCCCGGAGUGCGGUCCAGCCUUCCUGCAAGCCAGGGGACUCUCGCAGCGCCUCCAGUGACACCAUUGAACUCUGAGCCGACCCCACACUGUUGCAGGACCAGCCUUCAGAGACCAUAUGGCAUGGCCGACUGGGACAGUUGAGCCCUUAAAAAACUGGCAUCCUGGGGCCUGAACCUGAUUGCAGCCCCUGGAAGCAGCCGGGAGUGUCCCCAACCCCCACCCGCGUUUUUUGUUUUUUAAAUAUCUCUAUUUUUUUCCAGCAGGUAUUUUGCACAGAGGCUGUGAUUUAUAUGGAAUACAGGGUGGACAUGCAUGGAUUUAGGUAUGGGGAAUGGGGUCCAGGUGCCCCAAACACCCCUCCAGACUCCCCAUUGCGGAAGGAUGAGGCUCGCUUGUCUAGAUUGAAUGUCCUCUUUGUGCCAAAGAAAUAAACCUUUAGGACUUGG
Messenger RNA from Myotis brandtii (Brandt's bat), 3135 nucleotides. It is a transcript of the gene PRRT3, whose product is annotated as proline-rich transmembrane protein 3. Bases 664 to 2763 code for a protein of 699 amino acids. The record is from RefSeq and is a predicted model, not a curated record. Lineage: Eukaryota; Metazoa; Chordata; Mammalia; Chiroptera; Vespertilionidae. The transcript is spliced from 6 exons.